UGCGAAAUGACAACAAACAGAUUCUUCAACAAAUAGACUACGCACAUUUCAUUUGUGUAUAUUAAAUAAGAAUCAAUAGAACAUAUAUAUAUUGUCAUCUGAAAAGGUUGACUGCUAUGUACCUGUUGCAGGAUUAUUUAUACUACAUGACUUUUUUGUAAAUACAUUCGGUGCACAGGUUUUUAAUAUUUUAUUAUUGGCGUCAAUUUCAAUUUUGAACAUCCGGUAUUAAUACAUCAAACUUAUAUAAGAUUUGUCCAGAAACAAAUAUCUUGUAUUACAUUUAUAUAUUUUAGGCCAAUACCAACGUAAUUCACAUUAAAAAUAAACAUAUGUUUAAGGAAAAAAAUUGACGAAGCUUUAUUUCAAAAGUGUUUGUUCUAUUCUAGCAAUCAAUCUCCUCGCUGUGAAUAAUAUUUCUUAAAGAUACAUUUUAAUAACAUCUUUAAAGCAAAAUAUUUAAUAUAAAUCUAUAGUAUUUUUUUAUUUUCUUUCUCCAACAAUACAAAAUGAAGCAAUAUAUUAUAUUAGGUGUGUAUCUGUUCUCUGUGUGUUGUUUUGCAAAUGUUUACUCCGAUAGUCUCUUCCCAGUACCUAUUGAUGAUUGUCUCACACAACUGGACAAAUCAGGGUUUAGUACAGCAAAUGCCUCAACUGAUUUUCUUCGUAAAUGUUUGAAUCCAUUCAAUAACAGCUUGACUGGUUGGGAUCAUCCAUGGAUUAUAUCUCUUUACAAAGGAAUAUUUAAAGCUUAUAAAUGUAAAAAUCAUCCAACCGAAGCAUGCAAAGAAUUAAGAACACGAAGAGAAUAUCGGCAACUUUCGGACAAGGAAAGACAUUUAUAUCACUCAGCCUUCCUGGAGUUAUACAAAGACACGAGCGUACCUCCAAAUAAAUUCAUGGCAUUGGUCCUCCUUCACAGAGACGAACAUUCUCAAGUGGCACAUGGUGGGCCGACAUUUAUUAUAUGGCAUAGGUUAUAUCUUUCUAUGUUUGAGGAAGCUUUACGCCAGAUUAACAGCAAUCUUACUAUUCCUUAUUGGGAUGUGACUAUAGACGAACGACUUCCUGAUGCAGCGCUAUCCAAUAUUUGGACAGAAGAUUUCAUGGGAAAUGGUUUUGGUAGAAUAAAAAAUGGUAUUUUUAAAGACUGGUCACAUGAUCGCGGAUUUGUACAAAGAUACCUUGGAAACAACGACGAUCUUCCAACGAUGGAAAUGCUAUUGAGUGUGCUUCAUUAUCCAUUUACAAAAUUGGAGCUUGUACACAAUAGAAGCCACGCCUUUGUUGGUGGAGACAUGCAGGAUUCUUCAGUUUCACCCAGUGAUCCUGUAUUCUGGAUACUACAUUCAUUUUAUGACUUAGUCUGGGAUUACUUCUUGAAAGAGAAAGCCCGACCUGGUAAAGACAUAACACAAAUGUAUCCAUCUGAUGAUAUCUAUCCAUUGAACCGUAGUAUUUGUGUAAUUCCUGUUACCAUAAAACAAGCCAUAGAGUUGAGUGUACUAUUGUCCAAGUAUGUAUAUACAUAUUCGCCGCAACCGGCAUGUAAACUAAACAAACAAGGAUGCACUUCGCAGUACCUUACAUGCCUAAAUGAACAAUGCGUUCCAUCGAGUAGAGACUGCAACGAAGGUACUGUCACUGACAAUUAUUGUAAGCAUUUCCAUUGUCAAGGGAACUGGAGUGUUGUUCCUUUAAGUAUAUCUAUAUCGUAUUCCAAUGAGAGGCAGCGGUGUAAAGUACCAUGUAACAAUGCAUCUCCUAUAAAUUUAUACAGUAACGGGUUUAGACAGAUGACUAUAUAUUUGAACUCGACUGUAUCAGAAGUGUAUGUAGAAGCAGUAGUUGAAAUGCUUACCUCAUUUCAAGAUAUUGCAGUCAUGGAUUCAUGUUCAAAUGAAUGUGACGCGUAUUGUUUGGUAAAUGAUAAAUACGAGCGAUGUUAUAAAUUAACAGUUUCUGAAGUUUAUGUGCAUAAUAUAAUUCCCGUCAAGCACUUUAGCGACAGCAAGGAUAACGGCAGAAAGAGCAAAACAAGAAAUAGUAAUGCACGUAGGGAUCUGCUAUUCAAGUGCAGAGGUAGUCGGAGUAGUAGUAAUAGUAGUAGUAGUAGUAGUAGUAGUAGUAGUAGUAGUAGUAGUAGUAGUAGUAGCGGCAGUGGUAGCAGUAGCAGCAAGAGUAGUAGUAUGACAAAAUAAAUGGUUACGUCAAUCCCGCGAAAAUUAUAUGAAAUUGUUUCGAUUCUAUCUGUGUUACGAAAGUUGAUUUGCCAUUAAAAUAUUAUUAAACGUA
Molecule: messenger RNA, 2295 nt
Organism: Octopus sinensis (East Asian common octopus)
Lineage: Eukaryota; Metazoa; Mollusca; Cephalopoda; Octopoda; Octopodidae
Product: tyrosinase-like protein 1
Exons: 4
Coding region: 510-2201 (563 amino acids)
Molecular function (GO): oxidoreductase activity
Source: RefSeq, a predicted model, not a curated record